Molecule: messenger RNA, 654 nt
Organism: Culex quinquefasciatus (southern house mosquito)
Lineage: Eukaryota; Metazoa; Arthropoda; Insecta; Diptera; Culicidae
Product: heat shock protein 23-like
Exons: 1
Coding region: 113-637 (174 amino acids)
Biological process (GO): protein refolding; response to heat
Molecular function (GO): protein folding chaperone
Source: RefSeq, a predicted model, not a curated record
UCGAGGCAACGCAAACAAGUGAACACAUCAAACACGAAUAGUACCAAACACUUCAAGUCGAAGAAUAAUUUAAUUUAAUUCAAUUGGAAAAGUGAAAACAAGUGAAAUCGUCAUGUCGCUAAUUCCCCUCCUGUUCCGGGACAGUUUCAUGGACGACUUGCUGCGCCCAAGCAUUUUGGACAAGGCAGUUUUCGAAGAUGAAUUUCCGUCCGAAUUUCUUGUGGCAUUCAACGGCAUUCCAACUCGUCGAGGAAAUAAACGACGCUGCGCAUGUAACCCAGAGGAAAAUAAGAUCGUUCAGAAGAAAAUCAAAGAAGACUUCGAAGUCAGCAUCAAUGUCCAGAACUUCAAACCAGAGGAAAUCUCCGUCAAAAUGGUGGACAAUUACAUUACAGUCGAGGGAAAGCACGAGGAAAAGCAGGACGAGCACGGAUUUGUGUCGAGGCAUUUUGUUCGGAAGUACCGACUUCCGGAGGGACACGAUCUGGAGAAGGUUGCAUCGUCACUCUCAUCCGAUGGAGUGCUGACCGUUAGGGCUCCCAGAUUGGCAUUACUUGAAGCACCAGCAAUGGACAGGACAAUUCCAGUUUUACGAGCGGAGAAGACUGUUAGUGAUAAAUCGAAUGUUAAUGAAUAAAAUGUUUCUUUAGUGUA